Messenger RNA from Neospora caninum, 936 nucleotides. RefSeq lists its product as hypothetical. The transcript has a single exon. Lineage: Eukaryota; Apicomplexa; Conoidasida; Eucoccidiorida; Sarcocystidae. Bases 1 to 936 code for a protein of 311 amino acids. The record is from RefSeq and is a predicted model, not a curated record.
AUGAGGCUAUUUUGCCCGGUCUACAUUCUCCUGGCUCUGCCAGCUGGAGCGCUGGCUGCAGAUAUGGUUCCUCGAGGACGGCAACCAGGUGAUGUCGGAAGUCAGUCGGCUCGAAACGACUUCUCGGAUCCGGAAUGGCAUCAGGACGAGGAACAGGAGGAAUCGAGCUCAGGAGAUCUUGACCGAGGGCGGCAGGGUGACCAUCGUCCAGGGCCAUACAAUUUUCUGUCUCCUCCGAAGGAAUUCACACCGUAUCGGGUUGGUCAAACCGAGUAUCCCCUGCCGGAAGAUGGCUUUGAUGGGCUUGCGGGGCCACCGCAUCGUCCUCCGGUUCGGCCAUUAACGGGCACGACCUUGUAUAACUCUCUUUCCAGCGCCGACGAGGGAGAAUCACCGCGACGACACGCCGAACAGCCUAGGGACGGUUAUGGAGGGGCAGUGCCGCACCCAUACCCGCAGCAAACCGCGCCUGGGCCCAGGAUGCCUGGGUAUCCACCACCUAUACCGAGAGAGUCUUUUCCUGAUGGUAACGGACGCGCACCCCCAUACCUCGCAUUGAAUCAACCUGGAGAGGGCGGCAGCAGUGGUCAUGUACCCGCAAACGAGGUUGGCAGGGGACAGAUGGGACGUCGGAGGCAACGCUGGUUGCGCGACGAAACAGACGAAUCCGUCAACGACGAGACUGUCAUGCGACCGGAAGAGCCGGCUCGUUUGAGGGGGUUGAAGACGUUUGCUGCUAGUGUUAUUUUCGGAGCGCUAGGAUUUCCAACUGUGGCUGGUGCGUUGAGGAUGUUGGCAUGGUGGCGGCUCCUGAGGUCGAUGCAAGAUUGGGAAUCUAACGUUCACGAGCGUAGCCUGUAUAAAGAGCUGAAGCGUGAGAGGAACAAACGUAAAGCUCAGCGACGUGCGGUGGUGAGGGGCACAUACGUUCCUUGA